Molecule: messenger RNA, 720 nt
Organism: Chroicocephalus ridibundus (black-headed gull)
Lineage: Eukaryota; Metazoa; Chordata; Aves; Charadriiformes; Laridae
Exons: 6
Coding region: 1-720 (239 amino acids)
Source: RefSeq, a predicted model, not a curated record
AUGCGUGUGCCAAGAACCCCCGGAGGGUGUUUGCUGGGGCGGGUUGAGGUCCUGCCCCACGGCCACCUUCAGAGCAGCAGCUGCUUGGGGACCACGUUGGAGCAAGGGGAUCUCAGAAGCGUCCCCAAGAUGAACCUUCUUGCCCAGGUGAGCAGCCUGGUGCAGACCCUACGAGACACGGAUGGACUGUUUCUCCAGCCCUGGCGCUGGCUGGGCUCCUCGGUGAGCAGCUCCAGGCAGGUGGUGGCCGGGGCAGCGAGCACGGCAGCAUUCUUCCUCUGUGAGGGGCUGCUGGGCCAGCACUUCGAUGUGGUCCCCGAUGGGGUGGCCGAGCCCCAGCCCGGGGACCUCUUCCUCUUCCCAUUGGCCUCCGGGGGCCCAGGCUGGUGGGGCGCCCAUGCCGGCAUCUACUGCGGUGACGGGGAGAUCAUCCACCUGGAAGGCAGUUCGGGGACGUCCCCGUCAGGGAUCGUGGCCAAGCACAGCAAGAGCCACCUCCUGCGGACGCGGGGUCCAGCCAAGGUGCUGCGGAGGAAGGGAGGACUGGAUGUGGCCGCCCUGCAGCAGCGCAUCCGGGCGGCCAUGGACCAGGUGGUGGAGUACGAUGCCAUCACCUGCAACUGCGUCCACUUCGCCCUUGCCCUGCUGGAGCUGGGCCAGCUCACCAGCGCUACAGUGGGUGCCACCACCCCAGGGAACCCCGAUGCCUGGCCCAGCUGA